Messenger RNA from Octopus sinensis (East Asian common octopus), 5080 nucleotides. RefSeq names its product kelch-like protein 9. The transcript is spliced from 5 exons. Gene Ontology annotation, molecular function: protein binding. The record is from RefSeq and is a predicted model, not a curated record. Bases 1131 to 2912 code for a protein of 593 amino acids. NCBI's taxonomy places the organism in Eukaryota, Metazoa, Mollusca, Cephalopoda, Octopoda, Octopodidae.
CUAGUUUGACUUCCGUUUUUCUCUCAUUCACUGCCUCUGUUUCUUUUAGUCUACUACUUCGUCCAAAGACACGCACCUGCAUUCGGGGGGGUACAUAACUGUUAACUACCCAACAUCUAAGUUUCCUACCCCCUUUUCUUCUCUACUCUCUCUCCUUCUCUCUUCUUAUAUAUAUAUAUAUAUAUAUAUAUAUAAUAUACAUCUAUAUAUAUCUAUAUACACACACACAUACGUGCAUAUAUAUAUAUAUAUAUAUAUAUAAACAUAUAUAUAUAUAUACACACACAUACACUCAAAGAUACAAAUAUAUAUUUGUGUAUACACACACACAUAUAUAUAUAUAUAUAUAUGUGUGUAUAUAUACACAUUGUAUUUAUAUACACAGAUACACACCCAACUGUGUAUAAGAAGUACACAUGAAUGAAUAUUUACCAACACACAAUUCCAAGUGUGUUGUCAGUGUGUAUUUACGUACACAAAUAAACAAUCUUCUACAGCUGCUCUUUUGUAAUAUCAUCAACACUUCCAGUAGGAAUUACACAUAGUUCUUAUGAAAAUAUAUACUACAUAUUCAGAGGAUAUACUAUCUACUAGUUGUAUUGAGAGUCAACAGUUCCUCUUGUGAGAAAAUGGAUAAUAUCAAGGACUGGGGAGCUCUUAAUUUCUUGCAGCAGAAUAGAUUUACUUCAGGUGUAUUCCAAGAAAACUUUAAAAUAAUAACCAAGAAGAAUGUUAAGAGCGAAUUGCAGUGUGAAAGAAAUGGUUAGCAACAUCAAAGGAAAUUAAAUUAUGCAAGAAAUGACAUGCAGCAAAGAUCAAGAAGUGAAGAAACUGUUUAUGCAGCAGUCAUCAUUUAACAUCUCUCUUUCCAUGCUGUCAUGGGUUGGACGGUUUGACAGGGGCUGGUGAGCCAAAAGACUGCAUCAAGCUCCAUAUUGGCUUUGGCAUGUUUUCUGUGGCCUGAUACCUUUCCUAAUGCCUACUACUUUGCAAAGUGGACUGGGUGCUUUUUAUAAGAUACCGGCACUUGUAAGGUAACCGAGUAACUUUUAAGAUGACAUAUGCAUAUUGGAAUGAUGAUGAUGAUGAUGGACUCUAUUCUAAUUUGCUGACUUAAGUUAUCUAGUACUAUGGCUGAAUGUCCAGAUAAAAAGCAAAAUGAAAGCUUAAAGGCAGAGGAGAAAGAACAUGGCAUGAAAAUUCUACAGGGUCUUAAUAAACUGAAACAUGACAAAAUUUUGUGUGAUGUGACUCUUAUUGCUGAAGGUCAUAAGUUCCAUGUUCAUAGAGUUAUUCUUGUUUCCUGCUCGGACUACUUCCGUUCUAUGUUUACCGGUGGGAUGAGGGAGAGUCAUCAAAAAGAAAUAGAACUGAAAGGUGUCACCAGCAAAGGACUGGAUAAAGUUCUGGAGAUAAUUUAUACAUCUACUACAUGUCUUGAAGGAGAUGACAUUUUUGAUGUCAUUGCUGCAGCAACACAUCUCCAAGUAACUCCUGUAAUAGAAUUUUGUGAGAGAAAUUUCCUCAGUGGCAUGACAACAACAAAUUUUUAUGAUUUUAUCAACACAGCCAAACUUUACAGCAUGAAUAAUGCAUUGAAGCAAAUUGAUGUUUUUAUAGCAAAGAAUUUGAUGCAGAUUGCCCGUGAAGGUACCUUGCAUCUAUUGACUUAUGAACAGAUGCUCAACUGCUUGAAUAGUGAGAAUUUAAGUCUUCGAGAAAUUGAUAUCUUUACAAUAACAUGGGAUUGGCUUCGUCAAGACAGUGCUCAUGAGAGUCAUGCUGUCAGUUUAAUGAAACUGAUAAGAUUUCCGCUUAUUAGUCCUUCUGAUUUAGUUCAACAUGUUCAAAGUGUUGAUAUGAUGAUGUCUAUUCCAGAAUUGCGACAGAUGGUUUUACAAGCUCUCAACUACCAUGUUGUUCCUCAUUCACAGCCUUUGAUUGCUUCCCUUAAUGUUCAACUCCGUUCAUUUGUCGAGCGGUUAGUAAGUGUUGGUGGAAGAGAAAUCCAUCCCAACCCAUGUGUCCAUGAUGAAAUAUAUAUAUUUGACUCAAAAAUUACUGCAAACAGUUUAUUAAAUCGCCAAGAAAUUGCUUCUCUCCCGAGUGCUUUGAGUCACAUGCAAGUUGUCGUAUUUAAUAACUUUUUGUAUGUGCUUGGUGGAUGUACAACCCAAUGUGCUCAUGGAGAGUCUGCUGUGAAUUUAGUAUUACGAUAUGAUCCAAAAUUUGACAACUGGUAUCAAAUUUGUCCUAUGUUGAAUAAAAGGGCAUACUUUUUUUCUGGUGCACUACAUAAUAAAAUAUACGCAGUUGGAGGAAAGUACAAAGAUGGCAGUCUUGCUAGUGCAGAGUGUUAUGAUCCUUCUGACAAUACAUGGGAUUUGAUAGCCCCAAUGCCCAUGUCCUACCACGCCCAUGCAGGAGCUGUAUUUGGUAAUUAUAUUUAUGUUUCAGGUGGUUACAGUGGAAAUCAUUUCACUCCUGAUAUGCAAAGGUAUGACCCUUUGACAAAUCAGUGGGAAGAUAUGGCAACAAUGUUAACUCCACGUGGAUGGCAUGUGAUGUGUGUGGCGCAAGAUAAAUUGUUUGUUUUUGGAGGUUGCAACCUAAAUGCAAAUCAACAAGCUCAGCCUGUGAUGCAAUCUGAAUGCUAUGAUCCUGCUGUUGAUCAGUGGACUAUUAUCGCUCCAUUAUCCAUUUCACAUAAAGAAGCAUCUUGUGUCGUUUAUAACGAUCAAAUAUAUGUUCUAGGAGGGUAUAACGUUCAAACAAAGACUGGACAGAAGUUAGUUUCUAGGUUUGAUGUUUAUACCGGCAUUUGGGAAACAGUUGGUGCUUUACCACGUAGUCUAACAGGUGUUGGGUACUGUACUUUAAAAUUACCAUCUUAUAAUAUAGAUGACAUAUGAGAGUCAAAAAAUUCUUCCUUCAAGUUGUUGGAAAUUUUUACUUUUAGAUUGUUACACUCUCAUACUGCUGUACUACAUUUCUUUGGUGAUGCCUCUGGAUAUAUUUAUUUUAUGUCUAUCCAUUUCUGUACAAUAAUAUUGGAUAUUUAUAGCAGUAACUUGGUAUAAUAUAAUUAAUAAUAGACUUACAUUAGUGAAAUAUAUUUAUAAGUAAAGUUCUUAAAGUAGAUAUAAAAUAAUCAUGAAAUUGAAAAGGGUUAGUGAAGUAAUUUAUAAGCACCAUCUGUUAAAAUAGGUUUGGAUGUCUCUUAUUAUAUUGGCAGCUACAGAUAACAUUUGAAUUUUGGGUGGAAAUGAAAAGAAAAUUAAUUUUUUUGGUUGCAUUUUGAGUCCAAACUAAUUCUUCUAUGAAGAAAUUUUUCAAAAAUUAAUUCAGUAUUCAAGAAAUACAAAUUCAUUUCCUUAUUAUCUAAUGGCUUUCAAUAUCAAAUGACGUGUGCUUUUUAUUUUAGUUCCAAGACCGUCCGUAGUAAAGUAGUAAUAUCUAAGCUUCCAUUUUUUGGGUUCAGUGUAAAGCAUACAAGUUAUACCACUAAGAACAUUAUCCAGUAUUAAAAGAAAAGCAUGGAGACUUCCAUAACAGAAUAGGUAGACAUUUUGAAAAAAAAAACUCUUAAUCAUCUUUCUUUAAUGUUGGUAAUCAAUUAAUGAGCAAUAUCACUUUUUUAUACAAAGAAGUAUUUAAAAAAAAAUACAACAGAUAUGCUGUGUGUAUUGUUGUUGUUGUUAAAGUAGCAGACUCCUACCCUGAAGGUUGUGAGCACACCCUUGCUUCUAACAUUGCUGGGCAGCAUUGAGCAAGGAACUUUAUUUACUUUAGAUGUAGUGUAAUGCAAACACCUGUGAAUUGAUACUGUGGAAACUUAUAAUGUAUCAGAAUUAUAAGUCAGUGACUUGAAAAGCAGCAGUUAACUGUUAAUAAUUUAUAUUCCAUUACAAACUUUUUGUUCCAGUUUGAAACUUAAUUCAUUAAAAUAUUUCCUGUGCAUUUUCAUUAAAAUGGAAUUAUUCUAAAACUUUACAUAAUCAAAACAAAAAUUUAAGAUGCCAUUGACAUGAUUACAGAUUUUUGAAAGAGCAUGGCAGAGGAAUGUAAUUGUUAUAAUCAUAAUGAUUUACAUGAUAAUCACCAUUUGUGCUUAUUGCUCUAUAUCUGUAGAUGUUAGUGGUGUUCUGUUCAAGUUGAACAUUACAUAAAAUGUCUUUCAGAAUUUGUGUAUCUCUCCAAACUGUUUUAAUUUUAUUAAUGAUCUUCUUUCUCUUUGAAUCCUGUUAUUCAUUUGAUAAUCAUUAAUCAUACAAUCUUCAGUCUUCGGUUUAUUUAGUUUGUUUUGGAAUCUUGUAAACAUCUUUUAUUUAUGCCCUUCAUGAGUGAAAAAUCUUUCUGACUUGCAGUAGUAAAUACAAAAACAAGCAAACCAAAAAAAAUUAAUACACUUUAGUGAGAGGAAGAGAGAGAGAGAAUGAACUCUAUUUAUAUAAUCAAUUUGAAGACUCUUCAUAUUGAAUGCAUUUCUGUAAGUAAUUCAGUAACCUAUCUUGAAAAACCAUAAAUAAAUUAAAACCAUAUCUUCUACAUGUUGAAAACUACCUCAAGCAAAUGUGGCUUGCUGUUCACAAUAAUAAUCUAGCUGAAUAGUUUCUAACUCUAAACUAACCACAAACUUCUCCAAGAAUAAAAACAUGUCCCCUUUUCAUUCAUAAUUAUUCUCAAUAGUAUUCUAAAAAAAAAAAGAAAAAUAGUCAUUUAUUUUAUUAGCAAAAUUUUCUUCUAAUCUCUCAAUUUUUUAAAGCUCUUUUAUUACUCCUUCCAUGUAAUAAUUUCAGUAACUGUGUCUGCUUUCUUUUAAACAUCUCUUAAAUCAUUGUAUUACACCCAUCAAUUCAUCUGCAACACUCACAUUGAGUCUUUUAAGAAUUUUUUUUCUUGAUUUUUGCACAGCACUUAACCCACAGAAUUUAUCUUCUGUAACAGUCACUUGAGGAUAUCUACAGGUUUUUGGCAUUCCAGUUAUAUACAAAAAUAAUCAUUAUCAACUUUUAUAAUUUUUUUUGGUAAACCCUGUACCCAGUGACUUUUAAGUUAUGUAAAAGAAAAAAAAAACAAA